AUGAAAUUUGGAAAGACAUUUCCCAAUCACCAGGUACCAUCAUGGUCUCAUCAGUAUGUGAAUUACAAAGGCCUAAAAAAACUGAUUAAAGAGAUCACAGAGCAGCAAGAGAAGCUUUAUAGGGAGGAACAUGCAAAUCUCAAGGAUAACAAUCAGCCACCUACUAAAGUAAGAGAUUCCUCCAAAGUAGAACAGAACUAUAUGGAUAAUGAGGAAGUGAAAAAGUUGUUAGCAUUUUUCUUCUUUGCCCUCGACAGAGAUAUUGAAAAAGUGGAUAAUUUUUACAAUAUGCAAUUUUCUGAAUAUGAAAGAAGGCUGAGAAAACUGACGUCUAGUGCUCAGUUUGCUGAUAUCAAUAAUUCCUUAAUGAUACAAUCUGGUAUAUCUUUAGUACCAAGGGAUUUGCAACAUCCACAGCCGAAAAUCAAUGGGUUAAAUCCUAAUUAUUCAAAUACCUCUCAACCUAUGAUGCCAUCAGUUUCCCAUACUCCUGAAGAUAUUUCUGAAGAUUUAGUGGAAGUUCUAGGGAUACUGGUGGAAUUAAGAUCACAUUUCCGUAAUUUGAAAUGGUAUGGUGAAUUGAAUAAAAGAGCUUUCACUAAAAUUUUGAAAAAAUUAGACAAAAAAGUUGGUACACACCAACAGCACGCUUAUCUACAGGCAAGAAUUUUACCGUUAGAUUUUUCUAAUGAUUCUGGAAUUUCAAAAAGUUUAAAUGCUAUUAACGAUUUCUUGGAUAAAGUUUCUUAUAAGGUCCAAGAUAAGGUGUCUAAUGGUACCAAAUUAUCUGAGGAGGAAAUUAGUGGUGUGGAAUCAAAAAACGGCGGUCUACCGAAUGAUGUGAUUUCUUUGCUCAUUGAGAAAAACGACGGUAUUGGACUGAUUAACGAACUGACAGCCAUUUAUAGAUCAUUGGUUUUAAUUCCAACUAGAAUCUUGGUUAACUUAUUGAAUAAGUCCGCAUUAUCACAAUCGUUUCAAUGUAUGGAUGAACUGCUGAAGAUUAUCCCUACGUUGAGAGACCCAACUGAUAUGAACGCCAGGAAUUUUUUCCAUCACCAUGUAAUUGCAUUAGGAAAGAAUCAUAAAAAGUUGAGUGAAUCUACAGCAAAGGGCGCUGGUUCACCUACUUUUGCUACCGUUAAUACUCAUUUAAACAGAUCCCAUGAUAGUAGUGUGGAAAAUGAGGAGAAUCUGGAUGAAAUCAAUAAUUUGAAUUCGCUUUUAAAGGAAACUUUGGAUCUAGAGGCGGCUGAAUUACCUGAUCAUAAUUCGAAAUUGAUUGGUGCAUUUGGUCCAGACGGUAUUAAUUCAAAUGAUUCGCCUGCAUCUUUAAUUCAUAUUCUAGAAAAAUUGCCUGCUCAUUUAAGACCAUGUUUGUUACAAAAAGAUAAUUACAAAAGAACACCUUUGCAUUAUUCUGCUCAAUAUGGUCUUGUUGAGAUUACCAGAAUUAUUAUAGAAAAUCUGGCUAACUGGGGCGCAUGGAAUCCAGACGUUUCCAUCGAUGAUACUUCCUAUUGGGGAGACAGUGAAUCUUUAACCCCAUUACAUUUGGCAGUCAUUGGAUCUCAUCCUCAAACAGUGAGAACUUUAUUAUCAUAUGUCAACAGUAAUCAAGUGGUGACUUGUCCUCAUUUACUUCAUUUAGCUACUAGAUUGAAUAGUGGUUCUCUGGUGGAAUCAUUGUUAUCUGCCGAGGGGUUUGAUUUGAAUUUCUGUGAUGAAGAGUCUCACGAAACUCCUCUUUAUUUGGCAAGUAAAUUGAAUUUGUAUGAUGCUGCAGCUUGUCUAUUGAAACAUGGUGCUAAUACGGAGUUACGUGAAAAAUUGUUUGGUUGGACCCCGAUCUUUGUUGCUGCUACAGAAGGUUAUGAAAGAAUCGUUCAACUAUUGAGAGACCAUGGUGCUGAAUAUGUGGUUUUUGAUGAUAGUGGUUGGACUCCAAUGGAACAUGCCGCUCUGCGUGGUCAUUUAAAUAUUACUAAAAUGUUGAAAAUUACUGAUCAUCCAGAAAUUUGUCACCCAAAGAUGCCAUCCGAUGAUAUGGAAUCUGCUACCAAUGGAAAUAAUGGUAAUCUGCAAUCGCCAUCACCAGAUUCAACUACAUCUCUAGCAACUCAAAGUGAUACUAGUACUAUUCACAGUAACUCUAAUGGAAUCGUUAACGGUAGUAAUGGUAGUGUUUAUGGUAAAUCGGAUAAUCAAAGCUCUAUUGAACAUAAACCAAAGAGUUCGAACACAAAGAUUAACCAUAGAGCAUUGUUAAAGUCAUCAACUCCUGGUGGUCAUCAUAAAUCACAUUCAAAUAACGGUGUUUUACAGCCGGUUAAAUCAUUUGGCCACAGAUAUUUGAAUAGCGAUGAAUCUCUUUUGAUGAUUACAUUAGGUGGUAACGAUUCUCGCAAUACAAAACCAGCAAUAUCGUUGAACAAAGUUCCAGUUUCGAAAGUUUCAUCUACUCAAUUAGAUACGGCAUUGUCCUUGGUAAUUAGUUGUGCUGAUGAUUUGUCUAAAACACCACAUGUAUUAGAUCUACCGUUGGAUGACAAUUUGGAUGCUAUUACUUUUAAAGUUCCUUCCAAAUCUGACCAUUCACAUGUGGUGUUUUUUGAUAUUGUUCCCACUUAUGGUUCGUUACCACCAAGGUCUUCAGAGAGCCCAUUUUCUUACCAUGGUGAUUUUAACACCCAUUCUUAUUAUAGAAACCCUGGUAUGUUGGGUUCAGAAGCAUCUUUGUCCUCUAGCAACAACACUUUUCGUAAUAACGGUUCUCCUAGGGUUCUUGGCCGUGCGGUGGCCCUGUUGUCAAAGACGGGUGCAUUUGUUGGAAUUAACCGUCGCUCAUUGAACGAUUUGAUUACAGUCCCCAUUGUGGCUAACGAAACUAUGGAUGUUCUGGGAACUGUGUCCUUUGAACAUUUCAUGGUUACUGCAUUUAAUCAUCCAAAAAUGUCUUUGGGACGUACUGAAACUUACUGGAAAUCUUUGGUUUCAACCAGAGUUAUAGGACAUCGUGGUCUUGGUAAAAAUUUUAAUUCUAAGAAAUCUUUACAAUUGGGUGAAAAUACAGUGGAAUCAUUCAUUGCUGCAGCAUCUCUAGGUGCUUCUUAUGUGGAAUUCGAUGUUCAAUUGACUAAGGAUAAUAUUCCAGUGGUUUAUCACGAUUUCCUAGUGGCAGAAACGGGUGUUGACGUUCCUAUGCAUGAAUUGACAUUGGAGCAAUUUCUAGAUUUGAAUAACGUCGAUGGUCAUAUGGACGUAGUUAAUCGAAAGGAUAGACGCCGGUCAGUGGAUGAUUUGGAAUCGGGUGUUCAUAAGACCCGAUUUGAUGAUACUAAUGCAAAGGGUGGUGCUCAUGAAGAUGUGUCGAAACUGUUAGAAAACCGUAUGAGGCUUACGAGGACCUAUAAAAAGGACAAUUUCAAAGGUAAUUUUAGAGGUCAUUCGAUCGCAUCUUCAUUCGUCACUUUGAAAGAAUUGUUUAAAAAGAUUCCUCAAAAUGUAGGCUUUAACAUUGAAUGCAAAUACCCGAUGGCCGAUGAAGCUGAGCAGGAAGAUAUUGGACAAAUCGCUGUAGAAAUGAAUCACUGGGUGGAUACCGUUUUACAAGUGGUUUAUGAUAACGCUAAUGGUCGUGAUAUUAUGUUUUCUUCAUUCCAUCCUGAUGUUUGUGUGUUGCUUUCUCUAAAGCAACCAUCGAUACCUAUUCUGUUUCUAACCGAAGCGGGUACUGCACAAAUGGCAGAUGUAAGGGCUUCUUCUUUACAAAAUGCAGUUAGAUUUGCUAGAAGCUGGAAUUUGUUAGGUAUUGUGGCUGCUGCGGCUCCUAUUAUUCAGGCACCCAGAUUGGCACAAGUUGUUAAGAGCAGUGGCUUGGUCUGUGUUACCUAUGGUGUGGAAAAUAAUGAUCCAGAGAAUGCCAACAUUGAAAUGGACGCUGGUGUAGAUGCUGUGAUCGUUGAUAGUGUUUUGGCCAUUAGAAAAGAGCUAACAAAAGCAAAUGCAAAUGCUAGAUAA
Zygosaccharomyces rouxii is the source of this 4020-nucleotide messenger RNA. RefSeq names its product glycerophosphocholine phosphodiesterase (gene GDE1). Gene Ontology annotation, biological process: glycerophospholipid catabolic process. The record is from RefSeq and is a predicted model, not a curated record. Bases 1 to 4020 code for a protein of 1339 amino acids. NCBI's taxonomy places the organism in Eukaryota, Fungi, Ascomycota, Saccharomycetes, Saccharomycetales, Saccharomycetaceae. The transcript has a single exon. Gene Ontology annotation, molecular function: glycerophosphocholine phosphodiesterase activity; protein binding.